This is a messenger RNA of Besnoitia besnoiti, 903 nucleotides long. RefSeq names its product 3' exoribonuclease family, domain 1 domain-containing protein. The transcript is spliced from 8 exons. Gene Ontology annotation, cellular component: cytoplasmic exosome (RNase complex); nuclear exosome (RNase complex); nucleolus. Gene Ontology annotation, biological process: nuclear mRNA surveillance; poly(A)-dependent snoRNA 3'-end processing; rRNA catabolic process. The coding region runs from base 1 to 903 and encodes 300 amino acids. NCBI's taxonomy places the organism in Eukaryota, Apicomplexa, Conoidasida, Eucoccidiorida, Sarcocystidae. The record is from RefSeq and is a predicted model, not a curated record.
AUGGGUUCGAGCGCGCUAAAGAACUUUUCGCUGGCGCUCUCAGGCAGCAUCUCCAGUCUCCCUCUCCUACCCUGCGACCCCGACCACACUCCUGAGCAGUUGAUUAAUGCUGCGAAGCGACGCGAGAGGCACGAUGGACGCUCCUUCGAGGAAAUGCGCGCGAUGUGCUUGCAGACGCGCUCGCUCGCCGCGGCGGCGGGUUCCGCGUUUGUCUCUGUCGGCAAGACCAAGCUGAACUGCGCCGUCUACGGCCCGCGCCCGACGAGGAAGCCGGCGUCGCAGGACCGCGGCUAUCUGAACCUGGAGUUCAACUACGCGCCGUUCUCUUCAAGCGCCAACGAGCCUUCCUCUGAGCGCGACAACUCGCAUUUGGCGACCCUUCUGCACCAGUCGCUGAACGCUGUGGUGCGUCUCGAGAAGUACCCCAAGUCCACGAUUGACGUCUGCGUCAUGGUUCUGGAAGACGACGGAGGGGUGCUCGCAGCGGCGCUCACAUGUAUCGGCUUAGCCCUGUCGGAUGCAGGAAUCGAAAUGCUGGACAUCGUCACAGGAGCGGCAGGCUGCGCCGUGAGUCUCGAGCAGCCUCAGGGGCCGCUGCGCGUCGCCCUUCUGCUUGAUCCCGAUGCGGAUGAGGUGAAGGCGCUCGCGAACAAGGACUUCACUCUCGUCGAGAUCGGCUACUGUCCUGCGCUUUCUUCUGUUUGUUUCCUCCACGCCACGGGGCCUCUCAUCUCCUCCGACAGCGGCGAGCAGCUGCUCGGUUUGUGUGAGGCGGCGUGCAACGCGGUGGCAGAUGAAGUGCGAGCUUGCCUGAGGCGAUCGUUUUGUCAACGCGAAGAAGAGAAGGCCGCCGAAUCUGCUUCCCACACCUCUGACAACGUCGCUGUCGCUCCAGUUUCCUAG